AUGGCGGAAGAGAAGCAGCGGCGGAGCCCCGCAGGGGUGGCGACGGAAGCGGCUCCUCCGCCGGCGACGCCGCUGUCCGUCGGAGAGGCGCCACCGAGGAAGCCUCACUUCCCCAACCCGCCGGAUCCCUUCAAUCCCGAUCCGGCGACCCUGCGGGACCAGUGGCGGUACGCCAUCCGGCAGUACAGCCGGUGGUACUCCCAGGCCUGGGGCACCGCCAUCCUCGCCGGCGUCUCCUUCUUCGCCCUCGGUUGGUUCAUCAAGGGGUCCAACCCGCUACCUUCCAGGGCUCGCGACGGCGACGAGGACUCCGGGGAUUCGUCGUCGCUGGUGGCCACCGGCCAAUGA
Molecule: messenger RNA, 348 nt
Organism: Spirodela intermedia
Lineage: Eukaryota; Viridiplantae; Streptophyta; Magnoliopsida; Alismatales; Araceae
Source: the annotation of a GenBank genome assembly